This is a messenger RNA of Gaeumannomyces tritici R3-111a-1, 2888 nucleotides long. RefSeq names its product ubiquitin homeostasis protein lub1. The coding region runs from base 144 to 2546 and encodes 800 amino acids. Gene Ontology annotation, biological process: proteasome-mediated ubiquitin-dependent protein catabolic process; ubiquitin recycling. The transcript is spliced from 4 exons. Gene Ontology annotation, cellular component: nucleus; cytoplasm. The record is from RefSeq and is a predicted model, not a curated record. Gene Ontology annotation, molecular function: ubiquitin binding. NCBI's taxonomy places the organism in Eukaryota, Fungi, Ascomycota, Sordariomycetes, Magnaporthales, Magnaporthaceae.
CGAUUAGGGAGCAGGCACAUACCACCUGCCUGAGGUGUGUGCCCCGCCCUUUCAUCAUCGUCGGUUCAACCGCCAUUGAAUUCCAGCCACCACCAAACAACCUUCUCAACCGCGGCGGCUCGGAUUCAGCGCAGCCGAGCGCCAUGUCCAUCUUCAAGCUUUCGGCCCAGCUGCAGGGCCACUCCAACGAUGUCAAAUCCGUCCGCUACAAGUCUAGCGACGUGAUCGUCUCGGCCUCGAGGGACAACUCAGUGCGCCUGUGGAAGCGGUCCUCGCCCGCCGAGGGCCCGCCCGUGUUCGAGAGCGCAGCCCUCGCCCAAUCCAGCUCCUACGUCAACUCGCUCGCCAUCGUUCCGCCCUCGCCCGCCCAUCCCGACGGCCUGGUCGUCACUAGCGGUCUCGACCCCAUCAUCUACGUCCACCAGCCACGGCCCGCCGACGAGCAGGGCGAAGGCUUCCCCAUCCUCCUGCCCGGCCACGAGAACAACGUGUGCAGCCUCGACGUCUCGCCCGACGGUAAGUUUAUCGCCUCGGGCAGCUGGGACACCAAGGCCAAGAUAUGGCAUGUGGGAAAGUGGGACCUCGCCGCCGAGCUCGACGGCCAUGACAAGUCGGUCACGGCCGUCCUGGCCCUUGACGGCUCCUCGGUAGUAACGGGAUGCGCCGACAACAUGAUCCGCGCCUACGGUCUGGCCCGCGCCCAGCCGGACCAUCCGCAGUCCCCUGCCAAGACCAUAUUCACUGCCGAGCCCGUUCGCGCCUUAUGUCGCCUGCCACCCGGCCACCCUAGCGGCGCCCGCUUUGCUAGCGCCGGAAACGACUUUAUCAUCCGCCUCUGGACCCCGCAGGGUCAGCAGGUCACGGAGCUGCACGGUCACGAGUCCUUCGUCUACUCUCUGGCCUGUCUGCCCUCGGGCGAGAUUGUCAGCGCCGGCGAAGACAGGACCGUAAGGGUGUGGAAGGGGGCCGAGUGUGUGCAGACGCUGGUGCAUCCCGCCGUCUCGGUGUGGGCCGUUGACGUCUGUCCGGAGACGGGAGACAUCGUGUCGGGCGCCAGCGACAACAUAAUACGCAUCUGGACCCGGUCUGCUGACCGCAUCGCCGACGCAGACACGCUGCGCCAGUUUGACGAGACGCUGAGGGGCAUGGCCAUCCCCAAGGAGACCAUGUCAGGCGACCUCCAGAACCAGGCCUUCCCCGGGCCAGAAUUCCUCACGACCAACGUAGGCAAGAAGGACGGCCAGAUACAGGUGAUCAAGAACCCGGAUGGCGGACUUGACGCCCACAUGUGGUCGGUUGCGCAACAAAAAUGGGAACUCUACGGUGCCGUCGUCGACUCCCCAGGGAGCUCCGACAAGAAGAAGCAGUACGACGGCAAGGAGUGGGACUUUGUGUUCCAGGUCGACAUCGAAGACGGCAAACCCACACUAUCUCUGCCAUACAACGCCAACGAGAACCCGUAUGACGCAGCCAGGAGGUUUCUAGAAAAGAACGAGCUACCCAUUAGUUAUUUGGAGCAGGUGGCUCAGUUCGUUGUCAGGGAAUCUGGCGGCCAGAAGCUCGAGAAUGCCGAUUUUUCAGGCGGUGCUCAGAGCUCGGCACCGCCAACCGCGAGUGCGCCAAAACAGGUUCUACCCAGCACAGACUUUGUGCUGAUCCCGACACUAAACUCGGAGCCAUUACUCAAGAAGAUCCUGUCUUUGAAUGCCGACCUCGUCAAAAUUGGGGACAAGGAGUUUGCCCUGAACCCCACAGAGGUGUCUUCUUUGCAGUCUUUGGCCAGAGAGCUUCAGGCGGCCCUGACGUCAGCACCAACCAAGGUUUCUCCGUCAGCGGCCAAGAAGCCAGCGGAGUUUGAAGUCUCUUCGCAGCAGAUCGGGCUGGUGAUGAAGAUGGCGGUCAACUGGCAGUAUAGCACACGGCUGCCCAGCCUGGAUCUGCUCCGCUGCCUGGCCGUGUCGGAGGCGGCGGCAACAUACAGCCACAAUGCACACGGUAACUUCCUCGACGCCGUGCUGACGGGGGCUUUCGAGACCCCGGCUGGGGCACCGGUCAACGAGGCGUCUGCAUUCAUGGCCAUGCGUGCCAUCACCAACAUAUUCGCCACGGAGCAGGGCCGCCAGCUCGCCGUGGCCGUCUUUGCGCGGGUCGUGUCCACUAUGGAGGCCAUCCUCGGCAUCGAGGCCGAGCCUUUCAAGGGGCCGGUCGGUCCCAACAACCGAAACCUCUCCAUCGCCCUGAGUUCGGUGGCGCUCAACUACGCCGUGCUAGCGUGGAGCCAGGCGGCCAAGGGCGGCAAGACGGAGCUCCCCACCGAGGGGCUCUCGCUCCUCGUCAACUGCCUGGGCGAGGUGCUCCAGAACAACAACGAUGCGUCGACGGUGGUCCGGGCUCUGGUGGCGCUUGGCACCCUGGCCAAGGUGGAGGGCCUCAAGCCCGUGGUCAAGGACCUGGGUGGCGCGAGCUGGGCACGCAUAGCCAAAGACAGAAGCGCCGACGCGGCGGUCAAGGAGUGGGCAGAAGCCGUGACGCAUGCUCUGGGCUGAUGCUGCCAGGACAGUUCUUAUUUGCUGGAAAUCUUGCUAGAUGGCGGCGACAAACGACCAAGCCCAACCUUGCUUUCGACAGUAGGAGCCCCUGAAAGUUCGACAGUCUUUCAAUACCCAGGUGAAAAUACUACAUCUUGGACAGGGAGCAGAGGGCAACUGCAGCUGCAGCUGCACUCGCUCCUCGGCACAUGGAUUAAUAGAUUAGGGAGAGGGAGAAUGCCAAGCUUAAAGUGAAAAUAGAGACAGCGUUCAUGAGCGUGGCAAGCGUGGGUAUCGUUCAGAGGUUGUUUUUUUUAAAACGUGAAUCAGCGGCGGGUUGCGGCCGUGGCCGCCUUUCUC